Helianthus annuus (common sunflower) is the source of this 1485-nucleotide messenger RNA. Its product is annotated as eukaryotic translation initiation factor 2 subunit alpha homolog. Gene Ontology annotation, molecular function: RNA binding; translation initiation factor activity; ribosome binding. The transcript has 7 exons. The coding region runs from base 147 to 1175 and encodes 342 amino acids. Gene Ontology annotation, cellular component: eukaryotic 48S preinitiation complex; eukaryotic translation initiation factor 2B complex; multi-eIF complex. NCBI's taxonomy places the organism in Eukaryota, Viridiplantae, Streptophyta, Magnoliopsida, Asterales, Asteraceae. The record is from RefSeq and is a predicted model, not a curated record.
AUCAAGCAAAGCAAGCAAGCACACACGGCCCAAACAAACCCUUAACAAAACCCUAAUCGCUUCAACACCUUUUACACUCACCGAUUCUUCCCCAAUUCACCAAAUUCCGAUCAAAAUCCUAACCCUAGCCAAUCUCCACCACAGCAAUGGCUUCCAGCACCCCAAAUCUCGAGUGCCGCAUGUACGAAUCCCGAUUCCCCGACGUCGAUAUGGCCGUAAUGAUUCAGGUCAAAAGCAUCGGCGAGAUGUGCGCCUACGUUUCGCUACUGGAGUACAACAACAUCGAAGGUAUGAUUCUGUUGUCUGAGCUCUCACGACGUCGUAUUAGGAGUAUCAAUAGCUUGAUUAAGGUAGGGCGUACGGAGCCUGUUAUGGUUCUUCAUGUUGAUGAAGAGAAAGGUUAUGUUAAUUUGAGUAAGCGGAGGGUAUCUGAAGAGGAUAUUCAGAUUUGUGAAGAUAGGUAUAACAAGAGUAAGCUUGUGCACUCGAUUAUGCGACAUGUGGCCGAAACUAUGCAGAUUGAUCUUGAGGAUCUAUACAUUCAUGUCGGUUGGCCUUUGUACCGGAAAUAUGGUCAUGCAUUUGAGGCUUUUAAGCUAGUUGUGAACGAUCCGGAUUCCAUUCUUAACUCACUCACUCGUGAAGUCAAAGAAAUCGGUCCCGAUGGAGUGGAGGUUACGAAAGUGGUUCCUGCUUUGACCGAAGAAGUCAAAGAUUCAUUAGUUAAGAACAUUAGAAGAAGGAUGACUCCACAGCCUUUAAAGAUCCGUGCAGAUAUUGAGAUGAAAUGCUUUCAGUUUGAUGGAGUUCUUCACAUUAAGGAGGCAAUGCGUAAGGCGGAAGCUGCUGGGAAUCAGGAUUGUCCUGUUAAAAUUAAGUUGGUUGCUCCUCCAUCUUAUGUUCUUAUCACUCAAACUCUCGAUAAGGAGCAAGGGAUUUCCGUUCUUACAAAAGCAAUUGCUGCUUGUACAGAAGAAAUAGAGCUCCACAAGGGUAAACUCACCGUAAAGGAGCCACCCAGAGCGGUGAGUGAGCGUGAGGAUAUAUUGCUUGCUGAACGGAUGGCGAAGUUAAGUCAAGCGAACGAAGAAGUUGAAGGAGACGAGGACAGUGAAGAGGAAGAAGAUACAGGAAUGGGAGACAUUGAUUUGGACAAACAGCCCCAUGAAGUCUAAACAACAAAAGAGAAACGAUAACUUUUUUUUGAGACAGGUUUGUUUUUCUUAUAUAAUUUGUUUACUAACUAGCAGUAAUUGAUUGUAAUUUUGUUUCUUGUCAAGUAGUUGAAUAGAAACCUGUGAUGACAUGCCAUGCCAUGUCAUAUUACAAAUGAUAACUACUUUGCUAUGUGAUCAACUAUUGUUUCCGGACCUCCUUCGUUAUUUCCUUUAUUUGAAUGCAACUGCUGAUGUGGCGACGGUUUUUGGAAAGAUUAUUACGCAUCAUGUUGUAACUUUCUAAUAACAAAUUCACUCAUUUCCUAUA